UUUCAACUUUUGUUUUUUUUUUUAUGUGUGUCAAGUCAAGUCAAACUGUUUGUGUAAAAACAUAAAAUUUAUUUAUUAAACAAUUUAAUAAAAAUAAAUAAAUAAAAAUGAAAGUAAAUAUAGAUUUAUCAGUAUGCCGAAUAUGUUUACAAGCAAGUGAAGAUGAUAUGAAAUCAAUAUUUGAAGAAGAUGAAAACAAUUUGACGAUAUCAAUGAAAAUAGAAUCUUGUGGCGGAAUAAAAAUAUCAAAAAAUUAUGAAUUUCCAACAAUGAUCUGUAAAAAAUGCCAUGCAUUUUUGUCCAUUGCUCACAAAUUUCGUAUAAUUUGUCAAAACUCUGAUGAUUAUUUACAUGAAUUUGUAUCAAAAGGUGAUACUUCUUAUGAAGACGAGGAGACCAUAGAAACGUUGGAUAUUAAACCAUUGAGUCGAAUACCAACCACUAAAACAGAAUACCAAAAAGUGUCCAAGGAAGAAUUAGAUGAUAAGGAUGCAAUCGACUCAGAUUAUUCAUAUGAAGAACUUAAAGACAAUGGAGCUUAUUCUGACGAUGAUAGUGAAGUGGAACAGAAACCAACUGUUAAACCCCGUAAAACACUUUCUAUGGGUGAAGAUGGGACGGCUGUAAUAAAAACAAACAAAAAACAGACACACAUUUGUGAGGUAUGCGGGAAUACGUAUCAGCGGCGAUAUUGCUUAGAAGCACAUAUGCGCAGACAUCGUGGAGAAAAACCAUUUGAGUGCGAGAUUUGUAAAAAAGCAUUUGCGUUGAAUUUUCAACUUACACGUCAUAUGAGAUCACAUACAGGUGCGAGACCUUACAAGUGCCAAUACUGUGACCGAACAUUUGCAGAUAGAUCCACUAACGUGAAACAUGAAAGAAUCCACACAAAUGAACGGCCAUACAAAUGCGAAUCAUGUGGAAAAUCCUUUACAUAUUCAAAUGUUCUUAAAGUACACAUGAUGACUCAUACAGGAGAAAAACCGUUUACAUGUGAUCUUUGUGGAAAGAGAUUCUCUCAACUACAUCACUUACGGGCCCAUCUUCAAACUUUACAGCAUCAAAAUGAUCCGCAAGCGACUAAAUUGCUAUUAAAAAGUGAACCUUUAUAAUAAAUCAAAUAAAUAUUUCUUAGCCUAAUAAUAUUCGACACCACUAUAACCUCUCGUACCGCAACAAUAAGAUAUUGUUACCAUAAUUUGUAUGUUUAAGCAUAAUUUAAAUUAUAAAUGAUAAAAUAUAUGUAUGUAUGUAUUUAAAGCAGA
Episyrphus balteatus (marmalade hoverfly) is the source of this 1265-nucleotide messenger RNA. Its product is annotated as zinc finger protein ZFP2. NCBI's taxonomy places the organism in Eukaryota, Metazoa, Arthropoda, Insecta, Diptera, Syrphidae. Bases 108 to 1112 code for a protein of 334 amino acids. The transcript is spliced from 6 exons. The record is from RefSeq and is a predicted model, not a curated record. Gene Ontology annotation, biological process: regulation of transcription by RNA polymerase II. Gene Ontology annotation, cellular component: nucleus. Gene Ontology annotation, molecular function: RNA polymerase II cis-regulatory region sequence-specific DNA binding; DNA-binding transcription factor activity; zinc ion binding.